ACAGGAGAGUCGGCAUAUCCGUGUGAUUUGCCAUGACGACUGAAGCAGGCUUGGACUCAGAGCCUAAGCAAAAGAAACAGCAGCAGAAGCAACAGCAGAAGGAGUUGAAGGGGAGUCAUUCUAGUAAGCAGGAGUUUCCCACGACUUCCGCACACAGCACUGCAGCCAGACAGGACCAGGGUAGAGAGGAGACGUCUGAGGGCAUCAGAGCAGACUCCAGGCAGCGUGAAGACAGCCGGACAUCCCAGAAGUCUCUCAGCGGUAAACUCUCAAAGUCCCCACUGAGAAACAACAGGACUGUGAAGAAGAUGCAGUGUAAAGUCACCCUGCUGGACGGUUCAGACUACACCUGCGCGGUGGAGAAGCGAACCAAAGGACAGGUACUGUUUGAUAAAGUCUGUGACCAUCUUAAUCUUCUGGAGAAGGAUUACUUUGGCCUCACGUACCGUGAUGCAGAUAACCAAAAGUAUUGGUUGGACCCAGCCAAAGAACUGAAAAAACAGAUCGCAAAUGGUCCCUGGAACUUUGCCUUCGGUGUAAAGUUCUAUCCUCCAGAUCCAUCACAGUUAUCUGAGGACAUCACAAGGUACUUCCUGUGUCUCCAGGUGAGGGACGAUGUGGUGUCAGGACGUCUGCCCUGCUCCUUUGCCACCCACACGCUGCUGGGCUCUUACACCGCCCAGUCUGAGCUUGGAGACUACGACCCUGAUGAACUGGGUACUGACUACGUCAGUGAGCUUCGCCUUGCCCCCAAUCAGACCAAAGAGCUGGAGGAAAAAGUCAUGGAGCUGCACAAAACCUACAUCGGGAUGAGCCCCUGUGAUGCUGAGAUGCUUUUCCUCGAGAAUGCCAAGAAACUCUCCAUGUAUGGUGUGGACCUGCAUCAUGCCAAGUUGGUAGGAAGCCUCUUUGAGUGCUUGGCUCCAGCAAAGGAGGAGGACUCAGAGGGAGUGGAGAUCAUGCUAGGUGUGUGUGCCAGUGGACUCCUCAUCUACAGAGAUAGACUGCGCAUUAAUCGCUUUGCCUGGCCCAAGAUCCUCAAGAUCUCCUACAAGAGGAAUAACUUCUACAUCAAGAUCAGACCAGGAGAAUUUGAGCAGUUUGAAAGCACUAUUGGAUUCAAACUCCCGAACCACAGAGCAGCUAAGAGACUUUGGAAGGUCUGUGUGGAGCACCAUACCUUUUUCAGGCUAGUAUCUCCAGAGGCUCCUCCCAAAAAGUUCCUGACGCUUGGUUCGAAAUUCCGCUACAGCGGCCGCACGCAAGCGCAGACCCGCCGCGCAAGCUCCCAAAUCGCCCGGCCCGCGCCCUCCUUCGAACGCUCCACCAGCAAGCGCAUCACCAUGUCCCGCAGCAUGGACGGAGCCCCCGUCUCUGCCAACCACGAAAACCUCAUGAAGGACCCUAAACCCGACGGAACCGCCAAAGUCACAGGUGACCUCAUCACCACGGUAACACCGGAGAUAAAAGCAGAGGAGGAAAAAGCGGCGGAGGAAGAGAAGACCGUCGGCACAGAGUCAUCUGAACCCGCACCCUCUACUCCUGUCUCCAAGUGCCCCCCCUGUCUUUACUCAUCUGAUCCCCUCGGCUCUGAGCUUUCCCUUCCCUCCUCCCCCGUCUCCUCCACCAAAGUGCGGAGAAGGCGCAGGGAGAGCACCCGUAAACGCGCCGCCUCCGUCAGCCCGGCUAAAACCACUGCGGGCUGCCGUCAGAGGCAGGCCCGCGCCGACCGUAAGGCCGCCCUGCUAGAGGAGCAGGCUCUGCUUCUGUCCGCCCGUAAGCAGAGGCUGGACCAGAACCGAGCCAAAGGCGGCACGCUUUUCUCCUUCUCUCUGCACCUCCCCGACCUCUCCUCCCUCCUGGACGACGACGGCUACCUGUCUUUCCCCGACCUGUCCGAGCUCCACUUCCUCCCGGAGAGCCUCCAGCACUUCCUGCCCAUCAAAUCGCCCUCACUCAUCCCCUGUUUUCUUUUCAUCUUCUUCUUCCUCCUCUCCACCUCUUUUUCCGUUCCCUACGCUCUCACCCUAUCCUUUCCCCUGGCCCUGUGUCUUUGCUACCUGGAGCCAAAGGCAGCUUCACUGAGUGCCACGCUAGUCCAGGGUUUCCAUGACAGUUCUGAGGAAGAGACAGACAGCGAGCAGACAGACUUUGCCUAUGAUGACGAGACAACAGCAACUGAGUCAGAGCAGGAGGAUGAUGAGUCUGAUCUGAGAACACAGGGCAGUUUCAUAAAGCGAAUAAAGGGAGAGAAUGUCUUUGUCAAACACAGUAACCUCAUGUUAGAGGAGACUGACACCACUGAACAGCUGGUUAAGCAUCAGACCAACAUAAGUGAGUUGAAGAGGUCAUUUCUGGAGACAUGCCCCAAUACCUCAGGUCUGACAGAAUGGGACAGGAGGUUGUCAUCUUCCCCUGUGCGUUCCCCCCGGCUAUAUGACACGCCCAUGGUCGAACUUCUUGUGCCCUUACAGCACACAACAGAAGAUGCCAAAGCAGAUUCUCAGGACAAGCAGCAAGCUGAUGCUACUGAGGUCAGCCGUAACCAUGCAGCAGAAGAAGAGUACAAGAGAUUUGUAUCACUUCCAACAACGGAGAUAGUUCAUGCAUCAUCAUCAUCAGAGAUGGCCAGCAGGACAACGCAGAGCUGGAGUGAACAGCGUCAGCAUGUGACUCAGGAUACUCCGGAUAGUUCUCCAGAGUCAACAAAAGUGUCCAUCAAAGCAGGAGGACAUGAUGUCAUAGAGUCUACAAAUCAUAACCUAGAAAGAGCUGACACUAAGCAGAAUGUAUCUGAAUAUGAGAGAAGAUAUUUCACUAUGAGGAAGAAUGAGGUUCCUGCUGUGUCAAGAGAAGACAUUGACCUCAACGCAGAGGCAGAUAACAUGUCUCUGGAAGACACUGACUACAUCAGAGAAAUCUUUAUCGCAGCCCCAGCUCAUGUCGCUCCCUGCUCAGGCUCUGUCUCUGGCCGAAAAGACGAGGACACUGGCUCCACCGUCACAAAAACAGCUCGGCAAGAGGAUUACCAUGACCACAGCGAGACUCUAAUCGCAUCAAGACUGAAAAUUAUUGAUGACAUUGGGGAGAUUUUUACAGCCGGUUGUGUGACAAAGAAACAAACUGAUUACAAGAGAGAGACUGUCUCUACCUUUGUUGUGGAGAAGCCUGUGUGUAACACCGUGCCAAGGGCUGAGGGAAUGGGGGAACGAACGCUAAUGCGGCGAGACAAGGCUCAGAGUUCAGCUCGCUUCCAGAAAGAGGCGGGUGCAGAGCCGCUGCAGUCUAGCAUAGUCUCUGCUCACUACAUCACCAAAACAUCACCGAUCUUCAAAGUGAGGUCUAAACUUUCCUACACUGAGGCGUACCCUCAGCAGGGCGCUGUGGUGUUUUUAGCGCAUACCAGCCUAGAGGAGGGUGUCUCCACUCAGGCUCAUAUUGUCCUCCAGAGCUCAGAUGAGCUGAAGGAGACCCACGGGGAGGCUGCAGCUGCGGAAAAGGUGUUGAUGACUGAGGGAGACACGGAGGCAAUGAAGGAGGAGCUACCACCUCCUUAUGAGGAACAGACGCAUUUUGGAGCUAUGCCAUCUCCAGAGAACAGCGUGCAGGAAACGAUUGCCAAAGAGGUUCCGGUGGUCCAGACGGAGACAAAGACCAUCACAUACGAGUCCGCUGAGGUUGAUGAGAACAAUGACACUGAUCCAGGGAUUCUCAUGAGUGCACAGACCAUCACCUCAGAAAACAACAGUACUACCACCACAACACACAUCACAAAGACGGUGAAAGGUGGCAUCUCAGAGACGCGAAUCGAGAAGAGGAUCGUAAUCACGGGAGAUACAGACAUUGACCAUGACCAGGCUCUUGCCCAAGCUAUUAAAGAAGUUAAAGAGCAGCAUCCCGACAUGUCGGUCACCAAAGUAGUGGUCCAUAAAGAGACAGAGAUCUCGCCCAGCGAGAGCAGCCAAUGACACAGGAGUAACACCUGACCUCGUAAAGAAAAGUUUCACUUCCUCACCUGCAAGAAAUCAAACACAAGUUCUG
Chanos chanos (milkfish) is the source of this 4041-nucleotide messenger RNA. RefSeq names its product band 4.1-like protein 3. The record is from RefSeq and is a predicted model, not a curated record. Gene Ontology annotation, molecular function: actin binding; structural molecule activity. Gene Ontology annotation, biological process: cortical actin cytoskeleton organization; actomyosin structure organization. The coding region runs from base 33 to 3968 and encodes 1311 amino acids. Gene Ontology annotation, cellular component: cytoskeleton; plasma membrane. NCBI's taxonomy places the organism in Eukaryota, Metazoa, Chordata, Actinopteri, Gonorynchiformes, Chanidae. The transcript is spliced from 27 exons.